UUUGCAGAUUUAUAAAUACAUUUAUGCACACAACAAACUUUCAUUGCCAUUCUAUUAUUUUUACAUUAUAAUUUAUGAUUAAAAUAUUAUAUAAAUACAAAUGUUCAUAUCCGAAAUAUUUAAGUAAUAAAUACAAAAAUUAGCAUAUUUCAUGUAUUCUAAACAUCACGUGAUAUUGUAACUCGUCUCAUUCAUUUACUCUAUAAUUCAUGCAUAUGUAUGGUUUAAUUGAUACACUGCACUGAAGAAUGUCGUCUACAGAGUACUGAAACCAAACUGUCCAGUUCUAAGAAAAAAUCGCUUGCAGGAAGGCAACUUUCUUGUAAGGAAACUACCUACAGUACAUACACAUAUAUAGUUAUGUCGUAAUUGAUAACAUCAAACAAUGAGACUCAUAUCAUUACAUCCACAUUAUUUAUUGAAGUUAUUUUUACAUGGAUUAUUGUACGCUGGAAUAUUAUUAAAAAGUCAAGUCCAGUCGGAUGGCCAGUCUUAUGGAGGAGCCCUGUUAAAAAUUGAAUGGGAUUACAACAAUCCUGAAUCUCAACUGGAGAAUGGACAAGUUUGUGAUCGUGUUGGAGGAAGAGAAUGUGAUGUCUAUUUCACGUUAUGUCUGAAAAAUGCUGCCUCAGUAACUUCUGACAUAGAUAAGUGUCAUCUACUUCAGCAUACUACACGUAUAUAUGACAAUGCUGGUUACCUGGAGUUUCGUGGAGGUGAUGCGAUAGAGGUCUCCCUCCCUCAACCUGCCCCAAAUGAAUACACAUUCACAUUGGGCAUAUUUGAACAAGAUAUUUUUGGAGUUGUUGAAAUAAUUGGAACAUUAGUAGCACAACAAUUCACAUUACUACCGACAAACGAAUGGACAGAAAUAAAAAUGGAUAGAGAUAAUAAUCAUUAUCAAAAUAAAAUAAAUGUCAACGUACGAAUGAAAUUGAGCUGUUUUGAGCAUUAUUAUGGUAAACACUGCCAUGUGUUCUGUAAACCGGAGCCAUCUCGAUAUACCUGUAGUUCAGACGGCUCUUAUAUUUGUGUUCCAGGUCUUCAUGGAUCAGAAUGCGACAAAGAGGAUUCCUGUUACUUUGAACCAUGUGCAGAUCAUGCCACAUGUGUAAACAAAGAAAAUGAAACUGGACGUGUUUGUAUAUGCGGUGGUGAAGAAAAACCAGAGUGUUAUUCAGAUUACAAUCCAUGUCAGUCGAAACCAUGUCAGAAUGGCGGUGAAUGUCAGUUAGGUGGACACUAUAACAAAAGUUUUACAUGUAUAUGCACUGAACAAUGGACGGGUCAUAGAUGUACUGAAAGACGUUCAGCAUGUCUAGAAGAAGCAAUGAAAAUUAAACUUCAUGAUAAUCAAUCGACAGAACAUGGUCCUAAUAAUACUGAAGUAGCUGCGGUUUGUCUAAAUGGUGGGACAUGUUUUGAACAUCCACUGAGAUUUGAAGUGAGAUGUGUGUGCUUACCUGAAUGGAUAGGAGCUAGAUGUGAGAUACCUGCGGAACCAUUACCAUCGAAAACUAACUGGUUAUUGUUUACACUAAUGAGUGUAGGCAUUAUUCUGUUCAUCAUGGUCUUAGUACUAACAGUUGGGAUUAUCUGGAAGUGUGUACGCAGGAAGCGUAUGGUCGAUCAUGGAGCCAAACAUGGAGCUAUUGUAUAUUAUCACAACCCUCGAACUUCAUCUCAGUCAAAUUACGGUAGUUCCUGCCCCCUGAAUCCUCACUUUAUGAAUAACACUUACGAGGAUACAUCAAACAUACCCCCAAUAAUCGUCAAACCCUCCAAUGCUGCUUACUCAAAAAAAAUAGAACCAAGUCCAGUACCUGAUGAAUAUGAUGAAUGUGAUCCACUUGGACUUUACGCUGGUGCAGAAAUAUAUGCGACUGCAUUUCCACCGGAUGAGGUUGAAGAAGACACUGCAGAGAAAAAAAACAAUAAGAUGUCAACAGAGGCAAUAAUGGAUCCAUUCAAUGAAUGCGCUCCUCCACUGCCUGUUCGACCAUCUGCUUUUAAUAUUUCAUCAUAUCAACUACUGAGUGACUCUAGCCAGUCGAUAGAUAGACAAAGACCAAAGUCACCGUCAACUGUUAGUACCUUCACGAAUAAUUUUAAUGACUUGACAUCAUAUCGUUCUAGUCUUAGAUCUGAUCAACCACCAAAUGUUUCAGUGAUCAGUUCAUCAUUUUUUGAUGGCAAGCAAACAUCGAAUUGUGAUGCAUAAAAACAAUCAGUAUUUUCUUUUUCUAUCCCCGUUUUAUUUUUGCCCAAUGGUUUUCUAACUGAUAAAUGGUUUUUUUUAGACUUUUAUUAUCAAUUUUACAAAUGAACAGCUGAUAAGAGAGAUUUAUUGCGAAUACCACUGUUCACAGUAUGAUUCAGUUUCCCAGCCUUCUUUACCCACGUCUUGAUUAACACAUGAGUAGAAUGAACCAUAAAUGUUCAGUUAUUCAUUUUUCAAUAGUUCAAUUAAUUCAAUCACUCCUUUUGUUUAAUUAGUAACCAUGAUGGAUUUUGAUUUAUUUUUCCAUUUGUAUCAGUUUCACUGUUUUUACAUCAGUAAGAUUGCUUUUUGUUGUAGUAUGUUCUCUGUUAAUUUUAGCGAUCUGAAUGAGGGAAGUCCUUCUUUGUGGAAAUAUGGAAAAAAGUGUACACGUGUACAGCCAA
Molecule: messenger RNA, 2664 nt
Organism: Heterobilharzia americana
Lineage: Eukaryota; Metazoa; Platyhelminthes; Trematoda; Strigeidida; Schistosomatidae
Source: the annotation of a GenBank genome assembly